AUGCAUGAGAUUGUAACCAUAUCGGUAGGCCAUAGGCCAAACCAUUUGGCUACUCAGUACUUCAACUGCCAAGAAGAGCUUCUGUCUCGCCAAGCGGAAAAGGUAAAUGAUCCAUCAAUAUUUUUGCAGCCUUCCAUCGAUAGAAUCUCUAGAACUGUAUCAUACACUCCAAGAGCCCUUCUUUGGGAUGCCAAGACUGGCUAUGGUGCAUUGGGUACCUAUCAAUAUAACCAAUCCAGCGAUUAUUAUUACAGUGAAGAAGAGAACAUAGAGAGCGGACAUAACGAGGUCAUCAUGACUCAGCCACGAGUCCCAAAGGCGGAAUAUCAAACUGCUUUGGACUCAGGAAGUGACGAACUGCCGAGACUGAACCACGAGACUACGAAGUAUUGGUCAGACUAUUCAAAAUUAAUUUAUUCAUUCACAAGUUUUAAUGUUCUCAAAGACUGGUACCACGACGUCUCGAAACCCAAUUUACCAGAUUUUCAUAGGCUCAAAACUAAAAGGUUUGAUAGUUACGAAGUUGGUUGCCAAGAAUUCAAUGAAAACUAUCUACAAGACUUUUUCGAUGGUAAUCUACACACCCAACUCGAGCAAUGUGACACUUUACAGGGCUUUAAUUUGAUAACUGACAUGGAUAGUGGUUGGGGAGGUUUUUCAUCUUCGAUGUUGAUUGAACUUCGGAAUGAGCUACCCAAAGCUUCGAUAUUUACCUGGGGGUUUAAUGAAGAUGAUUCUCUUACUGCCCAAUCCGCCAGUGACUCAAGAAUUACCAAAUCGAAUAUCUCAAAACUAGGAAACAAGAUACGAAGCACGGUAGCCUUAGCUGACGAAUCUGAUCUCAUGGUACCCUUAUAUGGAAAUACUGCUUUGUCGAACUGGGAGCAGGCUGGCUUAACAUGCAAACUAUUUGACACACUGAACUCUACCAUGUCACAAUCAAGUUUGGCCCAACGGAGAUCAAUGGAAGAUAUCACAAAUUGCUUAACGCUGAGUGAUACAGAUAGGAACUUCGUAUCGUCAAUAUCAGGACUCGAGGGAACGAGGGACAGCUCUUUUUUCUCAAGGAUUAAACCCAGCAGGGGCCCUCCAAGAGAACCACACGUCUUCACAACCUGCCGUAUUGCUAGAUUCCCACUGUCCGCUAAGCUACCCACAGAAUCUAAUGUAUCAGAGCUUUCCACUUAUGCAUACUGCCCCUCAGACACAAUUCCUGAUCCUUACCGCCAGGAAACUGAAUUUGCAAUCCAACUUUCUUCCACAGAAAUUUGUAGAGAGGUUUUUAGGCAGUACGAGGAUGUUGUCAGCAAGUAUUUCCGCCAUGAUACUGAUAGAGAAGAACUCAAAGACGAUCUUGCUUCAAUGAGCUCAAAUUACGAGUAUGGCUGGUACGAUGACGAUUAUUCUGGUGACGAUGAUAUGUAA
Messenger RNA from Torulaspora delbrueckii, 1425 nucleotides. It is a transcript of the gene DML1, whose product is annotated as Dml1p. Bases 1 to 1425 code for a protein of 474 amino acids. NCBI's taxonomy places the organism in Eukaryota, Fungi, Ascomycota, Saccharomycetes, Saccharomycetales, Saccharomycetaceae. Gene Ontology annotation, cellular component: cytoplasm. The record is from RefSeq and is a predicted model, not a curated record. Gene Ontology annotation, biological process: mitochondrion distribution. The transcript has a single exon.